Molecule: messenger RNA, 3072 nt
Organism: Dalotia coriaria
Lineage: Eukaryota; Metazoa; Arthropoda; Insecta; Coleoptera; Staphylinidae
Product: nucleolar protein dao-5
Exons: 5
Coding region: 277-2775 (832 amino acids)
Cellular component (GO): extracellular region
Molecular function (GO): chitin binding
Source: RefSeq, a predicted model, not a curated record
CCGAAGCACUCCGAAGACAGUGCACCAGCAGAUCGCGCACGGUUCGCACCUGCAAUUAAAUGCAUUGCAUCGUCAGACGCGCAAAUCGUGUAGCGCUGUUGAAAGUCUUGCGGAUCGGGCUGAUCGCUCUGUUACCGUUUUCCACGCGCGAAUUAUCCAGACGCCUGCGCUUGCGCCAAUUGCGCGACUUUUUUCAAGUGCUCGAAAGUGAAAUGUGCCGAAUUUGAGCUUUGGAUUGAUUCUUUGCGGCAUUUCUCGGACAGUUCUCACUCGAAUAUGAUGAAAAAACCGCCUGGAUUAUGGGUGCUACUAUCAGCAGGAGUUUUGUGGCUAUGCUUCCAAGAUGUGAGCUGUGUUCGUGCGACAUCCCUGAUUUUCGGCAAGAGUACAACAACAACGACAACAACAGCACCGGAUGCAGCAAAUUCAACCACUUCAGUUGCAGAUGAGAAUGACGCCGUGAGCGACGUGUCGACAGCCAACUCCACCAAACCAAUGCUGACCGGCAUCCCGCAAGUGGAUUACCAAUUCGACCCGAAUCUUCCACGCGAGCUCAACGGUUUCAAUCUGACCGAGUAUCCAUUCUACGAUCGCUUGCCCGAGGAGAUCGACUUCAAAUGCGAUGGCUUACACGACGGUUUCUACGCCAGCGUGCCGCACAAGUGCCAGGUUUACCACCACUGUUUGUUCGGCACACGCUAUGACUUCCUCUGCGCUAACUAUACAGCCUUCGAUCAAAAGACCUUCAUUUGUCACUUUGCCUCCGAGGUUGACUGCGCCAAUUCAAAGAACUUUUGGCAUAGAAAUGAUGCACUCUACAAAGCCCAAUCCACUACAACAAUCAAACCAGCGUAUAAUCCAAGUGUUUAUACGCCGCCAGCGCCACCAGCUAUUUUAAGUGGGGGAAAACAACGCCCUCAGGCGCAAGUACCAACCGCACAAGGAGGCGGGCCACCACGUAGGCGUAAACCAGCUCGUAGACGUCGCCCACAAUAUGAUUACUAUGAUGAAUAUGAUGAAGAAGAAGAAGAGUACUAUGAUGACCCAAGAUACACAGCGACAGAAGCACCAAUGCGUGGUGAGGGUAGAAGACGUACAAAACGACCACGCCCACGUCCACGCCCCAUUUACGAUGAUGAAUAUGAAGAAUAUGAGGAUGAACGUUAUGACCGUCGACGUGCACCCGCACGUAGAGUACGCCCUUCAACUUCUCGUAGGAAUAAAGAAGAACGUAGAAAAUACGAAGACGAGUAUGAAGAGUACGAAGAUGAAGAUCCCCGUUUUGAUAGAAGUGAAGAACGUCGUGUGAAGAAACCCAAAGAUGAUAGGAGAAGACCACGUCCAAGUAGAAAGGGUUUCAGAAGACCUGUUGAUGAUGAUUAUGAAGAUGAAGAAAGACGGCCUCUCAAGAGGAAAGAAGAACCACCUACAGCCGCGGGACCAACCGCAGAAGACAAAACAAUGGUUAAAUCAGUAGGGACUUCCGUUUAUGAUCGCCCUAGAGUAGCUCCCAAGAUACGCCCACCCGCAGCAAAAAAGGACGCGGAUAAAUACACUAAAACAACUGCUGCGCCAUCUACAACAUCAACACCCGCUAAACCCGCAGAGGAAGAGGAAUACUAUGAAGAUUAUGAAGAAGAAACAUCUAAACAACCAACCCGGGCAGCUUCAGCAAAAGAUUCCCAAGCGAAUGCUUCAAUAACUUCAAAUUCCCGAAAGAAUAAACCUGCUGAUCGCACAAGGAGUCGUCCUAAACAACAACGUCGUCCACCACCACAGGAUGAAUACGAUUAUGAAGAGCAGGAGAAGCCUCGAAGGGCGCAGAAGCCAAAAAAUGAGGAGCGACGUGUUGGACAAGGAAGUCGUAAAAGACCAGCAACGAUGGACUACGAAGAUGAAGAAAGAGAACCGGAAAAGGAAGUGUCAAGCACUCAAUCAACGUCAACAACCACAACGCGGAGGAAAUACGGAAACAAAGAUUUGUUCCGUUCUAAACCCACAUCAACAACAACAUCUGCUCCAUCGACUACAACAACCACCACAACAACCACAACGACUACAACACCAGCACCGGUAUAUUCUAGGGAGGAUCAAAAACCGGUACGAAUUGUAAAGCGGCCAUUUUUACCAAGUCGUGGCGGUAAUCCCUACAUCGCUCGGGGUCUGCAACCCGUCGGACUGAAAUCUCAAGAGAGUCAAGUGGAGUUAACCCGAUUUGAUGAAGAAGUUCUUAAGCCACUCAAACAACAAAGAAAUAAACCACAACAAGAUGUCGUUGUGGAAGACUACCGUCCUCCUGCACGUCCUGGGUUUGUCAACCGUGGUACCGUGAAAAUGCAGCCACAACCGCAGAAACAGGAAGAAAAGAACCCGCUGGAUAUAACAGGUGAUGAUAACGAAUACGAUGUGACGUUAAACGAUGCCCUCAAUCCUACACUACCCAAUCUCCCGCUGCGACAAUUCCCCACCGGGUUUGCCGGUUCUGGUGGUAACAACGUCAACAACGAAUAUACUUUCAGUGCCUUCCACCGGCCUCGCUUCGUCGUCGACGCGACGAUAAACUCGGCCAGCUCGGAAUAUCAAUAUCGAUACAAGCAACCGCAAAUGGUGGCCGUGCAGCAGACUGUGAAAAGUACACAAUAUCCCACACAACAUCAAAUCAGGCAGCCCGAAAGCCACCAGGACUUUAACGCACAAUACAGCACAAACUAUCAACAUUUCAGGCCCAGCCCGCGCAUCACGCACGCGCACACGCAAGGCUACGCCAGCUACUGAAAUGGCGCCCAACGAACUGUGAUGAUGAUGAUGAAGCGAUCGGAAUUUUUUGAAUGGAGAAUUUAAGUCAUUUAAUAACUAGAAUAUUAUCUUAACGAAUAUAUUUUCAAUCGCGUUUAUCGGCAACGAAAACAAUUAUUUAUAUGCGCAAAAGUAGCACUAUAGCAUUGCAAACAUCAUAGGUGUAAGUUUUCUGUUAGGUUAUGUCAAUAAGGUUGUUAUAAUGUAAAAUUUGUAAAGCAGAAAUGUAAUGCGUUAUUGUAAUGUGUGUAAAUAUAUUUUAUAUUGAUGAAAGAA